CUUUAAGGGCGGAGAUUUCAGGGGAGGCCCCAGGGGAAGAUCUCCACAGAAGAUUCAGCAGGUUUCCAGGAAGGAAAGGUCAGGGGGUCCAAACCGCAGGACCAGUGAUAUGCCAGGGGAGACCGGCAGAAAGAACCUUGAGGGUAGAGGACAGUUAAUUCCUCCCCGACAGUGGGCCAUCAACAAGCCGAAGAGGGAGGCAUCAGAAGAAACCAACCCUGCCAGCAACUUGAUCUUGGACUUUUAGCCUCCAGAACUGUGAGAAGCGAGAUUAUGAAGGCUAUUUAUGCUCCCUGCUGCUUCCGACAGAAUCCAGAAGCUCUGCUUUUGCACUGAGAGCCUUCAAUGUGGAACUGGCUCAGGCUGGUUAAGGAUUCAGUUUCUGAGAAAACAAUUGGACUGAUGCGAAUGCAGUUUUGGAAGAAAGCUGUGGAUGACAUAUACAGUGACAAUCCACCACAUCAGCCUGUGGCCGUGGAACUGUGGAAGGCUGUCAAAAGACAUAAUCUGACUAAAAGAUGGCUUAUGAAAAUCAUUGAUGAAAGAGAAAAAAAUUUGGAUGACAAAGCAUAUCGUAAUAUCCAGGAACUGGAAAAUUACGCCGAAAACACACAGAGUUCUCUUCUUUAUUUAACACUAGAAAUAUUGGGUAUACGGGACCUUCAUGCAGAUCAUGCUGCAAGUCACAUUGGAAAGGCACAAGGCAUUGUCACUUGCUUGAGAGCAACGCCAUAUCAUAGUAGCAGAAGAAGAGUGUUCCUUCCCAUGGACAUUUGCAUGCUGCAUGGUGUUUCACAAGAGGAUUUUCUACGGAAGAACCAAGAUAAAAAUGUAAGAGAUGUGAUAUAUGACAUUGCCAGCCAGGCACACUUGCACUUGAGGCAUGCUAGGUCCCUCCACAAAAGUGUUCCUGUGAAGGCAUUUCCUGCCUUUCUUCAGACGGUUGCUCUGGAGGAUUAUUUAAAGAAAAUUCAACAAGUGAAUUUUGAUAUAUUCCACCCAUCUUUACAGCAGAAGAAUACAUUACUUCCGUUGUCUUUGUAUAUUCAGUCAUGGAGAAGAAGAUACUAAAAAUAAUCUCAUGGCACUGAUAUUAAUUUAUUUUUAUUAGUUUUACAAAAGUAUACUAGUUAGGGUUCUUGUUUAUAAACAGCAGGUACUGACUGUUUACUUAAGGCAAAAUGAAUUUAUUGGAAGGGUGUGAAUAGCUUACAGUAUUGAUGAAAAAUUACUGUGGGGCUUGGGGGCCAAAACAUUGUUGAGAUUCUGCCUCAGACACUGCCAUUGUCUCCACCG
This is a messenger RNA of Eptesicus fuscus (big brown bat), 1296 nucleotides long. RefSeq names its product NADH:ubiquinone oxidoreductase complex assembly factor 6 (gene NDUFAF6). The record is from RefSeq and is a predicted model, not a curated record. Bases 346 to 1071 code for a protein of 241 amino acids. NCBI's taxonomy places the organism in Eukaryota, Metazoa, Chordata, Mammalia, Chiroptera, Vespertilionidae. Gene Ontology annotation, biological process: biosynthetic process; mitochondrial respiratory chain complex I assembly. The transcript has 11 exons. Gene Ontology annotation, cellular component: mitochondrion.